AUGGUUGAAUGCACUGACCAGCCGCAGCCAGGUGCGAGGUUCAGUGGCUCGGCUCACUGUGGCAAUUCCCACUAUGUCCUUUCUGUGGCGCAAGCCCAGGAGGGACGGUUAGUGGCAAUGAAGUUGUUGGUGCAUGCCUUUUCGGGCCCUUUGCUGGGACUGAUGGCAGAUAGCAUGGGGCGUCGCCCGAUUCUGCUACUUGGACUCACCGGCUUUUUCGCGGCCUUCCUAUUGUUUGCCUUGGUGGCAUCUUUGCCAAUGCUCCAUGGAUCUGCAAGCGCCAUGUCGCUGUGCUUCUUCAUGGAGGGAGCAACAAGUGCCUUUGACGUUGUGUUCCUGUCCAUGCUCGCAGACAUCGCCAAAACACCAGCAGGGCGGGUCACAUCCUUCUCCCUAUACUAUGCCACAGGAGCUCUGGGCAACGCGAUUGCCAUUGGUAUCUUUGUAGAGGAGAUGACCUUGGAGGUAAAGGACUUCAGCUUGACCUGGGCCUGCAUGGCUUCUGCAAUGGCGACUUUGAUCAUUUACGUGAUGGUCUACGUCCCAGAGACUCUUCCCUCAGCACUUCGAUCUAAACACUCAAAGCCAAAAAGCCUUUACGUGCAGUUGGUGGGCCACUCAAUAGAGCAGAUGCAGUUUCUGGUCUCGAGCAGAUUUCUGCAAAUCUGGCUGGUGGCUGUUCUGUUUAAGUCCUUGGCAUCGGGAUUGUCGAGCAUCAACGCCUCGUUCACUUUGGCUGCAUAUGGCUGGAAACCAGGUGACUGGCAAGCUUGGACAUGGCCGUGUGAGGUGAUUUCCAUGAGCAGCCUCAGCAUUGGCGGACCCUGGGCUGCUCGAAAGAAACCUGAGUCGGUCAUCACUGUCACAGCAGUGCUCUCCAUUGCUGCACAUGCCGUACAAGUCUUAGCACCUUUCAACUCAUCAGCGCUGAUUGGACCCCACUUGAUGGCCGGCGUGCUGGCGCUGCAACGCCCCGUGUCAGCCGCAUACUUGAGUGGACGGUUCCCAGCUUCUCAGCAAGCAAAGGUACAGGCAAUCGCGCACCUCAGCCACAACUGCGGUGUUUCGAUGUCUGUGGCGAUAUUUUCGUCGCCGCAACUCUUUCGGCCGCAUGAGCGCGGCUGGGCUGCAGCUCGACCUUUCUGGCCUGCAACUCAGAACAAAUUUAGCAUCACCCCCUGA
Symbiodinium pilosum is the source of this 1182-nucleotide messenger RNA. The record is from the annotation of a GenBank genome assembly. Lineage: Eukaryota; Dinophyceae; Suessiales; Symbiodiniaceae.